This is a messenger RNA of Scylla paramamosain (green mud crab), 489 nucleotides long. RefSeq lists its product as uncharacterized. The annotation marks the transcript as partial. The record is from RefSeq and is a predicted model, not a curated record. The transcript is spliced from 3 exons. Lineage: Eukaryota; Metazoa; Arthropoda; Malacostraca; Decapoda; Portunidae. Gene Ontology annotation, biological process: DNA integration. Gene Ontology annotation, molecular function: nucleic acid binding.
AUGACCCUCUCUCCCGGACCAAGUUCCUCAUCGACUCUGGUGCAGACGUCAGCAUUCUCCCUGCCCCUGGUGUACACCGGACUGGACAUCAAGGGUCGGAAGCUGCUCGAUCCUCUCACCUCAGUCACAACAAAGGGACAGGUCACUCAUGGUGAGAGCACACAGAUCUCCCUCGUCAAGGCAGACCACCAGUUCUCCUCCCUGCUGAAGUCCUUCCCUACGCUGACGCAGCCCCUCACUUCUGACCGUGGCAGCCAGUUCGAGUCCAGUAUGUGGAACAAGGUGAUGUCACUACUAGGCAUCCAACGCUUCAGGACAGCCAGUUACCACCCGCAGGCAAACGGCACCGUUGAGAGAUUCCACCGUCAGCUGAAGUCUUCCUUAGCUGCCUCUGCCACACGUGCAGACUGGUCCCAGGCACUCCCUCUCGUCCUCCUUGGCAUACGGACAUCACUAAAGGAAGACCUACACCACUCCUCCGCCGAGCUC